Messenger RNA from Scatophagus argus, 3724 nucleotides. RefSeq lists its product as uncharacterized. The transcript is spliced from 6 exons. Gene Ontology annotation, cellular component: nucleus. Bases 406 to 2532 code for a protein of 708 amino acids. The record is from RefSeq and is a predicted model, not a curated record. Gene Ontology annotation, biological process: regulation of transcription by RNA polymerase II. Lineage: Eukaryota; Metazoa; Chordata; Actinopteri; Scatophagidae.
UACGUAUGACCCUUUUACUUUGAAGGCACGUCGUUAUUUUCCGGUACCUUCCUGGUUGUUUCAGUGUGACUUUACCCUGAACGAAGAAGGUGUCCAUGAUGACAACUUUAAAAUACCAACAGUAGCGAAGGCGGGUGUUCAUUACCUGUGGCGGAACAAACCAUGCUAAUCAGCCGUUACCUCGUCGAGUGUCGUCUACGAGCGGAAAUAGCUUAGCGGGCUAACGUUAGCCAGCCAGCUAGCAUGAACUCGGGCUGCUUUUGUUUACAUACAGUCCAGAUGAUGGGCCUGGAUAGGUGUGUUAGCUAACGCAGCUACCCGACUUGUUUGAGGCAAAGUGUCAUCCUAACAGUCUGCACGGUCAGGACCGCUGUCGUCCAUCCUAACGGCUGCCACCUUAGGGUGAUGGAAGUGUCCUCUCAGGAUCCACCUCUCAUGGCUAUGGACCUGUCAAAGGGCUACUCAGUCAAUCCCCUGACCUGCAGCCACACUGAAGCCAUGGACCUGGCAAAGAAGCCCGAGUGGUACCACAGACGCCCGCCGAGCUGCAGCACGGAGAUCAGCUCCCCGUUCAGAUCCAGAGCCUCGUCCUCCUACAGCUCUCUGUCCACGCUGCUGCACCCCGAGCCGGGUGCAUCUGUCCACUGCCGGGACGUGGAGCAGCAACCGGAGUCCAUAGGUAACUACAUGAAUUCGACGCUAACUCGGGGGUUGGAUCUGUACCGUGACGGAGUCCACGGCAACCUGUGGCAUCCAGGUUUCUAUGGGCCGGACCAAUCCGGAGGUGCGGUUCCUGAAAGCAGCGGCGGAGAGGAGAGCGACAGCGGCUCUGAUGUUAUUUUCCUGGUUUCCUCAGCCAAGGAGCCGCUCCUAUGCAGUCCUUUCAUCCAAGACAGCGUGAGGCACAUCGUGGAGCCACUGUCUCCAGCCGUGUCCUCACUGGAUGAAGGGAGAGGUUGCUAUCACCUACCUCAGCCUCUGAGCUCGCCGAGUCCUGACAGCUCAUACUCGGAAGACUCCUCAGACAGCUCAGUGGACAUUCCUGUACAUCACACCAGGCCUGUAGUCCUCCUGUCAGACCUAAGUGCUGUUUACGGCAACCCUGCUGAAUCUCCGGUCGAUGUUUCAAGCGAUGACAGCGACGUUAUCGAAGUUUCUGUCACUAAUGAGAAGACGAAAAGCAAGAAGUUUCCUUGCAGGAAGAGUCUGGUGAGAGAAACGCCUCCUCAGGAUGAGGAUGAAAAAGCUCCACCCAGAGAAGUGCGGCGCAGCAGCAGAAUCAGGAAGUCGGUCUCUGAAACGCCUCAGUUUACCUGCAGCGCGUCUCGGCACAGUCUGAGGAGACGAGCCAAGAACGACGCCGUGGGUAUAUACAAUGAAAGCUGUGAUUCCGAUGACAUGAUCGAGUACGCGGUGAGGCUGUCCAGCUCGGAUGCAGACGAGCCGACCUCGCCGCCAAAAGUGUCACAAAGACUGAGCAGAAACUCAGAGGAGUCUGCCGUACACGCUCGGACAGACAGGAAGUUGCAGCGGAGAGAGCUGCAGCCUCGCCGCAAAGUGUCCCACACGAAAAGCAUCGGCUGUAAACGAACGAAGCCUCUCGCCAUUUGUAAAAGUAAAAAGUUAAAAAGAACUGACCCGAAAGAGAACAGUAAAGUCCCAAAAGAGCAAAGCAACAAGUCAGCAAAAACAAAAACUGUCGUGACACGGAAGAGAAGAAGACGCUCGCAGGCCGGACCUCGUGUUCAGUUUCCUCCCACAGAGCCAGAAAUCAAGCUCAAAUAUGCAAACAUAAAAGAGGAAAAAAAGGACAAGAAGUCUGGCAGCUUUUACCCCUUUGUUCACAUGGAGAAGAGGAUGUGCACCGUUGUCAACUAUCAGGAGGAGGAGGCCUCAGUGAGGAGCAGUGGAGGACAGCAGCAGACCAGGUCUCUGUCGGGGUUCGUCCCCAACACGUCCUGCUACCAGCUGGGUCGCUUCAGCUCGGAAAGCCGCUGUCAGGCCGCGCUGCGGUGCUGCCUGUGCGGUCAGACGGCCAACGCCAUGGGCCUCGGGGACCUUCACGGCCCGUACCAUCCCACCGGCCCGUCCGUGGACGUCCACAACCGGGACCGCAGGACCGAGCAGAAAGACGGAGAACAUUCACCCGUCAAAAGCCAUUCAGUGAACUCCUCAGACGACGGUUGUGACGUUGGCUCUGCUGUCCAGAGCAACAGCCACUCGCUCCCAAAGGUGCCUCUAAAUCUGCACGAGUGCUGGAUCCACGAGGACUGCGGCAUCUGGUCGGCCGGAGUCUUCCUGGUCAGAGGGAAGCUUUACGGGCUGGAGGAAGCGGCUCGGCUCGCACAGGAAACAGUGUGCUCCACGUGCCAGCAAACAGGUGCAAUAAUGGGAUGUUUCCAGAAGGGCUGUCCCAGAAAUUAUCACUACAGAUGUGCCAUCCAGUCAGGCUGUGUGUUAAAUGAAGACAACUUCUCAGUCCGAUGUCCGGAGCACAAGAACAAACUGUUGAGAAGACAACACAAGAGAUGACCUGAAAGACAUUUUGGGAGGCACAUUCGGAGAGUGAUCCACAGAUCUCCUCAGGGUGCGACGUGAUCUGCCUGACUUCACCGCUGCAGUUCUGUAACGCUAAUUAAUGCGAGCGUGUGUGUUUGCUCAAGCAGAAGGCGAACCUUCUGCUGAGAGUCAUCAAAGAGUGAACGACCAGGGGCCACGAAAGGGUUUUUAUCAGAUGUGUGUGUGUUUUGUUCUGUUUCUCUGUGUGUGUGUGUGUGUGUGUGUGUGUGUGUGUGUGCAGGGAGGUGUGUAUGAUCCUAUUCUUGAAGAUCUGCACUUGGACUAACCACAUCACAAAUCCAGUUUCUUAUUUGAACAUAAUUAUUAGAGUUUAAAUGAGAUAUAUUGACUUGUUGUAUAGAAUACGAUAUCUUUAUAUGAGGCCACCUCUUUUCUUUCUACACUUUUUGUACUACUUUUCUAUCACUGUUUGUGCUUCAGUCAUCUCAUAACCAACAUAAUUUAUUUUCAUCCUGUUGCAUGCACAGUUGAUGUUGGCUACGAUGCACUUUACAGUAUAAUUUUAUCCUUCAGUUGUUAUUUAUGUCUGUUUGUAGACUUUGUUCUUCUCUUUUUAAUAAAAUUAUUUAAAUUUAAUGUAAAGCUGCACUAAGCAAGAUUUACAUGUAGCAGUAGUAGUAAUAACAAUAAUAAUAAUAUGGAAUUAUGGAAUUAUUGUCAAAAUUACAAAGUAAGGCUGCAACCUCCCACCCCUUCUAACCGAGAGCACAAACUCUACAGUCAUAUUGAAGCUAUUUCAAUAUGAAUUAUUUUCCUCUGCUUACAGGAUUUGGAAAUUUCCACUUUACGACCAGAAAAAAAAUCACUCAGCGAGAGUUUGAAAAAGAAGCAAACAUCAGCCUUUUGCUGGCCGAGCUGUUCGAUCCUUCUCUUAUGUAAAGGUAAAGGGUCAGUUCACUGAAAGCACACAAGUGCUCUAACUCAGACAGAUUAGGUGACACAAAAUUUGACAUUUAUAUUAUAUAUUUUAUAUUUAUUUAUUUCAGUGAUUUUUAAAAUGUUUGAGUAUUUUUUUUUUUUUUUUUUGGCAAAAGUGCCACACACAAAUACUAAUUUCAUCGUCUCAUAUUUGAAGGUUUGCUGCUGUUCUCUGUAAACAUUAGGGUUGUAGACUUGACUAGUCAGACUGUUUCAUAUUUACUCA